AUGAAUUAUUUCUUUGUCGUUGCCGCCCUGCUUCUGAUUACGUACGCUUCAUGUUUAAAAACGAGCAAAUGCCACAUUAUCGAAGAACCAACUUCGCUUACAAUCCAGAAUCGAAGGGACGUGGUGAUCGAUUUUAAGACGAAGCUGGAUGAUGGAAAAUGGGCGGCUUUCGCCAUCGGAAAUGGAACCAAUAUGCAAGAUCUUCACGCUUUUGUCAUUUCUCGUACUGGAACACACCUGACCUUCCGCACCGGUAUCACCAAAGGCUUUGGAAAAAUCGAGUUCGACAAGACGGAAUCGAUUCCUGUCACGACUUCGUUGAAAGGAGAUCUUGCGCAUGUGACGGUUCAACUAGCAAUGCACUCAGCUGAUCCGAGCCGAGUUGUUCUCGACCAAUGCCAAAAGUUCCAUGUCGUUUCUGCUGGACUCGUUAACAAUGUCGGUGAUAUUCAGAAGCAUCAAGACAAAAUUUUGAGUGGCGUGUUGUGUGCCGACACUUGCGGUCCCGUGAAUUAA
Messenger RNA from Caenorhabditis bovis, 516 nucleotides. NCBI's taxonomy places the organism in Eukaryota, Metazoa, Nematoda, Chromadorea, Rhabditida, Rhabditidae. The record is from the annotation of a GenBank genome assembly.